GGCGAAUCUUGUUUCUGUCAAAACGAAACAGUAGUGUCACUCACUGUCCGCCGUACACCACAAAGGAACCAGCCCUCCAUGCACCCACUUGCCCUUGUCGAAUCUUGACGUGAGUGAGGUGAGGUUAGAUCUUCUUGGAUAUGAUGGAGUCCUGUUCGAUGCCGGCGGUGGUGAGGACGUACGUGUCGAGCUGGUGGGUGGCCGGGAAGUAGUCUAUGACGCGGCAGCCCCGUCAGCGGCCCGCGAAGGGCAGGUGCACCUUGCCCUCCCACUCCUACAGGCACACACGCACACACGAGAGACACAGACAUACACAGACAUAAACAUGUUUAUGUGUGUUGGUAUAUUGAUGUUUAUGUGUGUGUGUGUCUGACGGACCGACGGGGGUGUAAAUGCGCCGACUCGGUUGUAGCAGAGCCAUAUGUUGGCGGUAGUCUUCUCGUCGCCACGCACCAUGCAAGCAUCCGAACUGCAGUGCAUACACGGCCACCGAGAUGGGUACGUUUGCGUGUGUGUGCGCAUUGUACUUACUGGUGGUCAUUUCCGCAGAAUACGCCGUCGAAUUGGUGUUUCUGGAGCUUCUCGUACAGCCCCGUGUCGACGCCAUUCAACUUGCGGGCCUUGCUCAGUAUCCCACUCAGCAACUUGCCCUGAUAUCACUCACAGCCAUCCACACAUGUGUGUACACACACGCAGAGGGGUGUCGGUGCAGGCGGGCAGCGAUUCCCUUGCCUCGUUGUUCUCGACUGUGGGCGGGAACUGGCGCAGCGGAAUGUGCAGAAACGCCUUCAUUGCAUAUAAUACGCACACACAAGCGUGUGUGUGUCGUCCAGGUGAGUGAUUGAUUGCGUGCUUACCAGUCUGAGUGCGUCUUUUUCGACCUGUUUGCCUGGGGCGGUGGCGUUCUCUGUCUUGGUGCAGUCGAAGUGGUCGUCCAUGUACUUAUCGAACUGAAUGCAGGCAAGGAAGGAAGGAGACACAGAGAAGAGCAUCCAUCCAUCCAUCCAUUUAGCCAUCAACAGACUAGUCGUUCUUUCCGUGUGUGUGUCUAUCAGCGUACGGCAGCCACGACGGCGGGUUCGACCUCGUCUUUCAAACCGUCCUUAUUGGCCGGCUUGUCUGCACACACACAUACAUACCAUGCAGCGAUUGGCGAGGUGCGUGCUGUGGUGUGUUGUCAAGGUACGGACCUCCGUGUGAGUCGAACAUGGCCAUGAGUAUGGUGCCCUUGACGAUGUUAAGCACGUGGUUGAACGACUUCUGCCCGACACUCAAACAGUACUUGGGGUACGCCUACAUGCAGAGACGCACAGACAUGCACACAUGGGCGGAAAAAUGGAUGCGGGCGGCAUUAAUGUCGUGGCGCCCACCGCGUAUAUCUCGAUCAGCUUGCAUCGCUCCCAGUACUCCUCCUUCACGUCAUUCUCGUGGUUGCCUGCGCACAAGCGGGCACGCACUGGUGUCGCUUCCCCGCAUCUGUUCGUGUGUGCGGUUUGCGUGCCUGGCACGAAAGUCCAGAGAACUCCGUAUUUCUCGACGUACGAGAUGAGCUGCGUCCAGCACUCCAUCAGCUGAUUCCACUCCGUGCGACCCCUGACACCACAAACACCACACACCACACACACGCCCAUGCACAAAUCGUCCGUGUCCGUGCAUAUGUCCGCAGGAAGCGCCGAGCUUGCCUUUCGUCGCAGAUGUCACCUGCAGGCAGAUGCACGGACACAACCACAGCCAAGUGUCGGUUGGUCUUCGGCCCCGAGCGUGUUUGUGCACACACCGUCGAAUACGACAAUCUGCACCCACCCACCCGGCCAUAAGACACACGCAGAGCAAAGAGAGAAGAAACGUGAUGAGAAGUGCGUGUGUCCAUGGAUUGGAUGCACUGCGCGCGUACAUCAGGCUUGGCGGUUCGGAGCAUGUCCUCGACGUGCGCCAUGGUCCGGUCGUAGGCCUUCAUGCCACGGGCAUGCUCCUCUCCUACGAAGGUCGUCUUAUCCCAAUAGUGGCCCUGCAUGACAGCUU
This is a messenger RNA of Vitrella brassicaformis, 2022 nucleotides long. The record is from the annotation of a GenBank genome assembly. Lineage: Eukaryota; Vitrellaceae.